AUAUCAAUAAAAAUAAAGGAGAGGGAGGGGGAGCUGAAAAUUCCAUUGAGAAGCGAAAAAAAACGUAGCGAGAGAAAUUACGACGUCUGCAGGGCACAGCAGCAGCCAAGACGAAACGAAAAUAUAAAUACAAAUUGUGAAUCCAUUGCUGUUGUGUUACAGAAAUAACAGUAACACAGAUAUAGCAAAUUACCAACCAAAAGUAGCAAAAUCCUGCAACGCGACAAGGCGGCUAACUAGCUUCAACAAAAAAGAAAGAAAAAAAAAUCAACAGCAGCAGGAGUAGAAUAAAAAGUAGAAAAGUGCGUGUGUUGUUGGCCAACGUGCCAGUGCGUGCGUGUGCGUGUGUGCAGCUAGUGCAAUCCAGUGCAGUAGACAGCGCACACCAUAAUAUACGCUCACUCAGUGUGGGCGCCAUCUGUAGCAACAGCAACAGCAACAGCAACAGGAAGAGGAAUAGUCACAGCCAGAGCCACAGCCACAAUCCAAUUCACAGCGUACUGCAAAUAUGUCUUCGAAUAAUCAAUCGAGCGGUGUCGCUGCCCAAGUGGCAACAAGUGCCAACCAGCGAGGUGGCAACGCCACCAACUCCACGGAUGCCACAGACACGCAUCACGGCAGCAGCAGCAAUAGUAGCAGCAGCAACAACAAUAAUGCCAGUGCCAAUGCCAACGCCUCCGCCACGGGCAAUGCCACAGCAAGCAGCAACAGCAACUCGAAUGCCGCCACCGCUGGCCACGAUAGUCCGACGCAUAAGGCGCAUGGCGGACACGCAGCGGUCAACACCAAAGAGCGCGUUGUCGACAGCGUUCCAUUUCCACCCAGUCACAAGCUGACGAUGGCCGAGGUAUUCGAUGCGCGCACCGGCAAGCCCAAUCACGAGCUGCUAAAGCAGCACUUCAUUUUGGAGGGCCGGAUCGAGGAGGCGCCAGCACUGCGCAUCAUCCAGGAGGGCGCCGCCCUGCUGCGACACGAAAAGACAAUGAUCGAUAUUGAGGCGCCGGUUACUGUGUGCGGCGACAUCCACGGCCAGUUCUAUGAUCUCAUGAAGCUCUUUGAGGUGGGAGGAUCGCCGGCAACAACAAAGUAUCUGUUCCUGGGCGACUAUGUGGACCGGGGC
Molecule: messenger RNA, 1120 nt
Organism: Drosophila navojoa
Lineage: Eukaryota; Metazoa; Arthropoda; Insecta; Diptera; Drosophilidae
Product: serine/threonine-protein phosphatase 2B catalytic subunit 2
Biological process (GO): calcineurin-mediated signaling
Molecular function (GO): calmodulin-dependent protein phosphatase activity
Source: RefSeq, a predicted model, not a curated record